UGGUAAGCAGAAUAGAUCCAUAAAUGGACGGGUAUGAACCCGACUUUGGUGUGGACGUCACUAUUGACCCCAUCGAUGUGGAAUGUGAGGAUUUCGAUGUUGACCCCGAGGGCCUGGGCGAGGAGGGCGAAUACGAUGAGGAGGCGUCGGAGGCGGGUAGCCCGAAGCGUCCGAAACUCAGGAUGGUCAAAGGCAGACCAGCGAAGAGACCCCGCGUGAACGCUUACAUGCGGUGGUCGCUGUUCAGCGUGAAUUGCUGCAAUGCCCUUUAUCUGGGGUACAUGGCACUUCGGUGCUCUAUGCAGGUGGGGAAGAAGCUGAGGAAAGGAGACAUUGAGGCAGCGAGGAGAUACGCUGGACACGCGUGCAGGACCAACGUGGCUGCUUUCCUGGUCACUAUCGUGAUAGUCAUCGUGACCAGCUUUUACAUGUAUAAUUGCUUACAGGAUACAGAUUGUUCUCCCAUUCGAAAGAAAAAAUAAAGAAGAAAGAAGUGCAUUGCUUCAUUAUUUGCACUAUAUAUAUA
Molecule: messenger RNA, 526 nt
Organism: Anguilla anguilla (European eel)
Lineage: Eukaryota; Metazoa; Chordata; Actinopteri; Anguilliformes; Anguillidae
Product: dispanin subfamily A member 2b-like
Exons: 2
Coding region: 24-482 (152 amino acids)
Cellular component (GO): membrane
Source: RefSeq, a predicted model, not a curated record